Messenger RNA from Dentiscutata erythropus, 474 nucleotides. NCBI's taxonomy places the organism in Eukaryota, Fungi, Glomeromycota, Glomeromycetes, Diversisporales, Gigasporaceae. The record is from the annotation of a GenBank genome assembly.
AUGAAUAACGAUGAUUCUUUUGCUAGAAUCGAGCAAUUUCUUUCCGAACAAUUAACUGGGAAAGAUCGUAGAAAAUAUAAUGAAAAAAGAAUAUACGAGUUAGGUGCCAAGAAGCCCAAAGGUAUUAAAAUUCCAACACCCAUUGCGUUAGGAAUGCAGGCUAAACGUCAAGAACGUGCAAAAAAAGAACUUCAGGAGGCAAAAAAUCUAGGUCUAUAUCAUCACUCGAUAAAACAUAAUUGGGCUGAUUCAAUAUCUUCACUUUUAAACAAGAAUAAAAAAACUUAUCGAGAUAAAGGAAUUAGAAUGGGAAUUGGUAAAGUUAAAGAUGGUAUAUUAACCUUGAGUUCUAACGAUAUUAAAAAAGUUCAGAAUAGUAAUAGGAUUAAAAAACGAAGUAAUAAUGGGAAGAAUGGGAAGAUCAGAAAAGCUGUGGGUGGUAACAAAGCGAAAUCAAAAAAGAAGCGCAAGUGA